This is a messenger RNA of Dipodomys ordii (Ord's kangaroo rat), 2297 nucleotides long. It is a transcript of the gene Shtn1, whose product is annotated as shootin 1. The transcript has 18 exons. Bases 1 to 1959 code for a protein of 652 amino acids. NCBI's taxonomy places the organism in Eukaryota, Metazoa, Chordata, Mammalia, Rodentia, Heteromyidae. The record is from RefSeq and is a predicted model, not a curated record.
AUGGAGAACAUUUGCAAAAGGUGUACAGGAUUUGGGUAUGGUCCAGGUAGCAUUGAAACUUUGGGUGUGAUGGAGUGGAUAUAUUUCAAUUUCAAUUUUGAAAACCUUAAAGUUCAACCUCAGAUUCACCGACUAUCUGGUGCUAUCUGGCUGGAGCGGGCAAUAGGUGAAUAUGAAGACCUCAGAGCAGAGAACCAGAAAACCAAGGAGAAGUGUGACAAAAUUAGGCAAGAACGAGAUGAAGCUGUUAAAAAACUGGAAGAAUUUCAGAAAAGCAAAGCAAUAACAGAUUUGCAGAGUUUAGACAUUCUACAAGCACACAUGUUUGACCUAAAUAAAGAAAAUAAGACACUAAAAAGAAUCAGCAUGUUAUACAUGGCCAAGCUGGGACCAGACGUAAUAACGGAGGAGAUAAAUAUCGAUGAGGAGGAUUCAGCCACCGACACAGAAGGUGCAGCUGAGAUGUGUGUCUCAGUCCAGUGUCAGAAGCAAAUCAAAGAACUUCGAGAUGAAAUUGUAUCUGUUCAGGAAGAAAAGAAGAAGCUAGCUAUUGAGCUGGAAAAUCUCAAGAGCAAACUUGUAGAAGUAAUGGAUGAAGUAAAUAAAGUUAAACAAGAGAAGGCUGCUUUAAAUUCAGAAGUUCUUGAACAGAGAAAAGUCUUAGAAAAAUGCAACAGAGUGUCCAUGUUAGCUGUGGAAGAGUAUGAGGAGAUGCAGGUGAACCUGGAACUGGAGAAAGACCUUCGGAAGAAAGCCGAGUCAUUUGCACAAGAGAUGUUCAUUGAGCAAAACAAGCUGAAGAGACAAAGCCGCCUGCUGUUGCAGAGCUCCGUCCCUGACCAGCAGCUUGUGCAAGCGCUAGAUGAAAACGCAAAACUCGUCCAGCAGCUUGAAGAGGAAAGAAUUCAGCAUCAGCAAAAGGUCAAAGAAUUAGAGGAGCAGCUGGAAAAUGAAACAUUGCACAAGGAGAUACAUAACCUCAAACAGCAACUAGAGCUUCUAGAAGAAGACAAGAAAGAAUUGGAAUCAAAAUACCAGGGUUCUGAAGAGAAGGCCAGGAAUUUAAAGCAUUCUGUGGAUGAACUCCAGAAGCGAGUGAACCAGUCUGAGAAUUCGGUGCCUCCGCCUCCACCUCCACCUCCGCCACUUCCCCCUCCGCCUCCCAAUCCUAUCCGAUCUCUCAUGUCCAUGAUCCGAAAACGAUCCCACCCCAGUGGCAGUGGUGCUAAGAAAGAGAAAGCAACCCAACCAGAAACAACUGAGGAAGUCACGGAUCUAAAGAGGCAAGCAGUUGAAGAGAUGAUGGAUAGAAUUAAAAAGGGAGUUCAUCUUAGACCUGUUAAUCAGACUACCAGACCGAAGACAAAGCCAGAAUCCUCGAAAGGCUGUGAAAGUGCAGUGAAUGAACUAAAAGGAAUACUGGGGACACUUAACAAAUCCACUAGUUCAAGAAGCUUAAAAUCCCUUGACCCUGAAAACAGUGAAACUGAGUUAGAAAGGAUUUUGCGUCGCAGAAAGGUGACGGCAGAAGCAGAUAGCAGUAGUCCUACCGGGAUAUUAGCCACGUCAGAGUCUAAAUCCAUGCCAGUGUUGGGUUCUGUAUCCAGUGUAACAAAAACAGCCUUGAACAAGAAAACUCUGGAGGCAGAAUUCAACAGCCCGGCCCCUCUAACACCUGAGCCAGGUGAAGGGUCCUAUAAAUUGGAAGGAUGCACAAGUUCCAAGGUUACAUUUCAGCCUCCCAGUAAUGGCGGAUACAGGAGAAGAUGCUUUGGCGGUGAAAAACAAGCUGAACCAGUUGUAGUUUUAGAUCCCGUUUCUACACGUGAACCCCAAACCAAAGACCAGGUCACUGCAAAAGAUCCAACUCAAUGUAAGGAAGAGGAAGGCGGAAUUGAAACAGAAUACAAAGAAGACAGCGUUGAAAAAAUGAGAGAGACAGACAGCUCCAACUGCUGAUGGGAAACCGGAAAGCUGACCUGUUGGAAUCCUUUUUCAUAAGCACAUGCUUUGUCUUGGUGUGUUGUCUAAGGCUAUAGCCAUUCUGUUCUGCUCCCUGUAUUUCUGAUACACGUUUUUCUGGUAUCACUUUUGUAAGUAGCAACUAUACACAUAAGUAAGUGAUUUAACAACAUAUACAUUCUAAGUAGCUUUGGGUUUGUUUUUUCUUUGUCUUAAUAAGAUUUUUCCUGAUUACUGUAUUAAGUAAGACUUCUUGCUAAAGGCUAAGAUGCAAAUGCUGAUAUCUUUGGAGGAAUUGUGCAUACCACUUAUCAAAUGUAAUGCUGAAAACCUUU